This is a messenger RNA of Schizophyllum commune H4-8, 1638 nucleotides long. RefSeq lists its product as uncharacterized. The transcript has 6 exons. NCBI's taxonomy places the organism in Eukaryota, Fungi, Basidiomycota, Agaricomycetes, Agaricales, Schizophyllaceae. Gene Ontology annotation, molecular function: protein binding. The coding region runs from base 1 to 1638 and encodes 545 amino acids. The record is from RefSeq and is a predicted model, not a curated record.
AUGUCGUCGACUUUCCUGGAACCAUCGCACCGGCUCGCGAGUGAAGGGAAGGAUGAAUACAUCUCGUUUGAGCACAUCGUCACCAUCGAAGGCCUGAAGGAACCUGCAACCGCUCUGGCCAUGUCUCCCGAUGGACGUUUCGUUGUCGCAGCGGGUGAGCCACUGUGUCUCAAUCACAAGUAUCGGUCUCUAAUAGACAUCAGCACGCACGCAAAUCGGGAUGUAUAUUCCCUCGUCAUCGGAACCUUCCAUGGCGAGGUGCAUCUUUGGCACAUGAAGGGAGAAUGUGUGGAAGCAAUCACUGUCUCUCCGCCAAUCAAACUUCAGGCGGAAGUGACAGAUAUCGCGAUCAGCAAGGCCCUUCUUUCCAAAGAUGCCCAUUCCACCCUCGUUGCGGUAGCAUGCUCGGAUGGCACCAUCACGAUACUCAAGCUGAGGUCAAAAGGCUUUGAUGCGGACGCGAUGUUCUCAGUCAAGCUGGACGAUCCGAACUUCCUGCCCAAGAGCGUAAGCUUCGCGAACCCUCAAUUGCCAUCAACAACGGAUUUCGAUUUCCGCGAUCUAGUCGUGUUUGCCUAUCAGGGUGGUGGAAUGGCAUCCAUCGCGAUGUUGCAAUCUGGUAGCCAUUUCGUGGCGCACACUGGCUCUAGAUACGAACUCAUCAGUCUAGUUGACGGGAAGGCCAUUAGGGCAUUUGCCUCUGGUCCAUGCCUGACGCUCCUGGCGAAACGUCCUUUGUUAUCCCAGCAGGAUUCAGUUUUCGUAGGAGGCACUGAUGAGGGCCGCGCUCUUGUCUUUGAUCUCGCGACUGGGAAGUGUCUGCAGGAACUGGAAUGUCGGGACGGCCCUAUCCAGCUCACAUCAACGUGUACAUUCCUGGAUUCGCAUUGGCUCGCUCUUGCUGGAGGAUGUCCCGCAGGGGGCUCGCAGAUCGUCGUAUACAAGGCGAACCGCCAACCUGUGAUAGAACCCGCGAUUUCGCCUGAGAAGUCCCCGAAAAGGGAUAUCUGGUGGCUUUUCUCAGUUGCGUCUACGAUCGCCUUGGUGCUGGUUGUUGGAUACAGAGGCUGGAAGGGGCAUCCCGAUCUUCUGGACCAGAACAUGGGCGAGACUAAGGCAAGGUGGAGCGCAAGCGAGAAAAUACCUCUCGCAGGCGACCUCAAUGGGGUGCUCAGCACGAGCGACGAUGAAGCUCGCGCGGUCGGUCACAACGAAAUUUGGAGCGCUAGCAACGAAGUAUCUCAAGCAGGCACUCCCCAUGAUAUACGCGUUCCGGACGAUGAUGAACCCCACGCAGACGGCUUCGACCAGCUGUGGAACACAGACGACGAAGUAUCUUCCACGGGCAUCUCUGCUGAGACGUCCGCCCCGAACGACGAUGAACCUUACGCAGUCGAAGACAUAUGGGCCGCAGGCGGCGAAUCAUCUCACGUGGUUAAGCUCGACGAGAUGCGGAGCGCCGGCAACGAAGUAUCUCACGCGGGAGACCUGAAGGAGGUAACGAGCGCAAGCAAUGACCUGUCCAGUACCUCAGAUAUCUCCAACCUCGCGGUUUGUCGCAAUGCACCUCAUGCUCAGGAAACCUACUGUACGGCGAACCACGACAGCAUCCAUGCAUAUGAGAAUGACUACAACUAA